Molecule: messenger RNA, 1479 nt
Organism: Rhodotorula graminis WP1
Lineage: Eukaryota; Fungi; Basidiomycota; Microbotryomycetes; Sporidiobolales; Sporidiobolaceae
Exons: 15
Coding region: 1-1479 (492 amino acids)
Biological process (GO): transmembrane transport
Cellular component (GO): membrane
Molecular function (GO): transmembrane transporter activity
Source: RefSeq, a predicted model, not a curated record
AUGGAGCACAAGCCCGUCGCGCAGGAUGCCGAAAAGGCGUCCGUCCACAACUACGGUAAGAGCCCUCACGGACUUCUCGGGAUUGAUGAGGCAGCAGAAGCGCGCCUCAGGCGCAAGUUCGACCUGCGCAUCCUCCCCAUGGUCAUCCUCAUCUACCUCUUCUGCUUCAUCGACCGCGCCAACAUUGGCAACAGUCGUGUCGCCGGCCUCGAGAGAGACUUGGGCAUGUCGGGCCUCGACUACAACGUGCUGCUCUGCGUCUUCUACGUCUCGUACACGGUGUUCGAGCUUCCUCUGCAACUCGUCACCAAGAAGAUCGGGCCCGGCAAGACGCUCCCGGUCCUCACCCUCCUCUUCGGCCUUUUCUCGCUCUGCAUGGGCUUCGUCCAGAACUACGGCGCAGCCAUCGCGGUCCGCUUCUUGCUCGGCAUCGGGGAGGGAGGAAUUUUCCCUGGACUCGCCUUCUACCUGUCGCGCUUCUACCGCAAAGACGAGCUCGGCUUCCGCCUUUCGUGCUACAUCGUUUGCGCACCCGGCGCGGGAGCUGUCGGCGGACUGCUCGCGAGCGGCCUGCUCAAGAUCGGCUCGAUUGGCCAGUACCGGUCCUGGCGCUGCAUCUUUAUCGUCGAGGGCAUUAUUACGAUGGGCAUCGGCUUGAUCUCGUGGUUCGUGCUGCCCGAUCGUCCCGAGACGUGCAAGUGGCUCUCGGCGGACGAGCGAGCCCUCGCCGACGCCCGCAUCAAGGCCGAGAACCCGGGCCAGACGUCGACGAUCGACAAGCUGCACAGGAAGUCCGUCAUGCAGGGCAUCUUCAGCCCGUCAACCCUUCUCGCGGCCCUCAUCUUCCUGUUCAACAACAUCACCGUCCAGGGCGUUGGCUUCUUGUACCCGACUAUCGUCAGGACGAUCUACCCGGGCGAGAGCGCGAUCGCCCUUCAGCUGCGCACGGUCCCGCCCUACGUCGUCGGCGCCUUCACGACCCUCCUCACCGGCUACCUCUCGUUCAAGACGAAGAAGCGCGGGCUCUACAUGCUCCUGUCGUCUCCAUUCGUCACGAUCGGCUACAUCAUGUACCUGUCUUCUAUGAACCCGCAGGUUCGCUACGCCGCCGCUUUCAUGGUCGCCAUCGGCGCCUUCUCGUUCGGCGCGCUCUGCACGGCCUGGGCGGCGGCCAACGUGACCUCCGACACGGCCCGUGCGUCCGCCAUCGGCACCGUCGUCAUGUUCGGCAACCUCGGCGGCCUCAUCGCGACCUGGACCUUCCUGCCCAAGGACGGACCUCGCUACGUCCCGGGCAACGCGUUCAACCUCGCCGGCAGCGUCAUCAUGUUCUGCGCCGCUGCGGGCCUGUGGGCGUGGCAGGUGCGCGAGAACCGGGCCAAGGAGAACGGGCGCGACGACCACUACCUCGUCGGCAAGACGGAGGAGGAGGUCCAGCUUCUCGGGACCAAGAACCCGCACUUCCGCUACAGCAUCUAG